GGUCACAUCAGAUGAGAAUGGCCUUGUCAAAAUAGGAGGAAAAGGUGAACAAGUUUCAGUCAUGAAAUGAAAAGACAUCAUUGGAUUUUGAGAAACGAUGUGCUUUGAAUUUGAGGCCCGACAAUUUAUCUGCCUCGCGGCGGCCGUUGAUUUGAAUUUGGAGGCGAGGGUAAACAAACAUAGGCGAAUAAACUGCAGCCCGGGACAUCGUUGUUGCAAUCCAUAAGCGGACUGAGCUGAUCAUGGCAAGUUGCACUGGCAUGUGCGAUUUUCAGGAUAUUCAGCAUCAAUCCAGUAUGCGGGAAGAUAAAAUGCAAAUCAUGAGGCCCAAAAGUCACAUAAUUCUCCAGCACUCGUCACAAAAAGACACACUUGUCCUGAGGAGGAGCAGCUGAUUCACGUCCCAACGUUCCGCGGUUCAAAUCGAGGAGCGGGUGAACGGGUAAAAUUAAUGUCAAUGACGGCCAUUUUAAUUCGCAAGUCCACCUUCUGAAAUCACUCGAUCAAAAAGCUCGCAGCUGUUCCUUAUUCGUAGGGGGAUUCAAUUCACCGUCCGUCUACUCCUCUAAACAGACAAUUCCACCAGCACGCACGCGCACAGAGACAGAGCGCGAGGGACGAGCGACGGCCGAUGGUGGUCUUGACUUACCACGUCAGCUUGGCGGUCCACGUUUUCUUGUAACAGACCUCAAGGAGUCGAGAGCGAGAACGAGAGCCUGCGUGCGAGCGAGCGAGCCAGAGCGGUAGAGAGAGGAAGCGAAGCGCGUCUGCAUCGGCAUGGAGCACAGACUGGUAGUCCCGAAUUUAGAUAUGGCCAAGAAGCAUGUCUAGGUCUCGUCAGCACCGAGUCUCUUCUCGCUUAUCAACACAGCGUAGCGUCGGGAAGGUCUCGACCUGUAGGUAGUGAGUGUCACGGCGGACCAGCAUCGUAUCUGCAUUAGUGGCGUCCGGCAACACGGGCAAGGCCGUGGCGUUGCUCCUGAUUCUCGUAUGUUGGACGAGCGACGGGGUGAAGCGGCGCGAAUUUUCAACAGCUCUGGCUCUCUAUAAGUCAACUCGGGAGUCAUGACCUCGAUGACGAAGGAACCAGCAAAAAAGCUGUCCGAUCUUCUGGUGGCUUCCCCAAACAAGCGCAAGAACAAGGACAAGGAGAAGGACAAACCGCGGAAGAAAGCAGAGCACAGACUGGAGAAGGAUGAUUAUGUUCGUACUGUCAUCGUUCCACAACCUCCUGGAAGAAUUCCGAAGGCAGUUAGUAAACCCAAGCGGACUAUUGUGUAUGCGAGUUCUUCCGAGGAGGAAGAUGACGAACCCCCUGUUAUAAGGAAGGUGGAGAGCAAAAAAGUUGUGAUCGGGGAUGGAGGUGCUAAAUCCAAAAGAGGAAGGGAAUCCCAUAAUGAGAAACUUUUGGCCAAACCAGUCGCUCGCAAGAAAACAAGUAGGGCUGAUAAGCCACCCCCGCCUCCACCUGAAAGCAGGUGCAAGAGGUCAGAUGGUAAGCAGUGGCAGUGUUCUGCUUGGGCCUUGGAUGGACUGUCUUAUUGUGAGAAGCACUAUGCUUACAUCAAAAGUCGGUCCAAUAAAAAAGUUGCUGGAGUCCAGACUGCAAGCAGUAGAGUCCAAUCUGCCUCAAUCAAUAAAUUUCAACCUGCAUCAUCGAAGGUUCAUUCCGCUGCUCCGAAGCACCCUAUUGCCCAACCCAAAUCUCUACCUUCUUCAAAACUUUCCAGCCAAAAGAGGAAGCGUAUUGAGGAAGAAAAAGCAGAGGUCAAAGAUUUGAAAGAGAAGAUUUAUAGAGAGAAGACUAACAAAGCUCCAAAAAUUCGAUCAUCCCAUUCCCCUCGGAAGUUAUCAGGAGGAGAAUGGCCUAUUGUGAGUAAUGGAGAUGCCCUGAAUGGUGAGAGGUUUAAAAAAGCCUCUUUCAUCAAUGGCAAAGAGAUGCGAAAUUUUGGAGGUGGAGAUUAUUUGGAGAGGAACUAUAGCGGAGAUUUUUCACCAAAAGGUAUGGAGCAGAGUAGGAUGUGUCAUCAAUGCCAGCGGAACGAUAAGGGAGCCGUAGUACGCUGUACCAAGUGUGAAAGAAAGCGGUAUUGCACCCUCUGCAUUGCAAAGUGGUAUCCCGACUUAACAGAGGACGACUUCGAAACAAACUGUCCUUUCUGCAGAGGAAACUGUAACUGCAAAGCGUGUCUGCGUUCAGCUGGUCCAAUAGAGGAUGAGAUUGAGAAGAGCGAGUCAGAAAGAAUAAAGCUUUCGAAAUACAUGCUCACUAAGGUCUUGCCGUACCUUAAUCAGUUGCAAGAGGAGCAGCACAAGGAAUUGGAGAUUGAAAGCAAACUUCGAGGCAAAGUUGUUGAGAAGGCAGAACGAGCGGGGAUUGAUCUUGAUGAACGCCUAUUUUGUGACAACUGCAGCACCUCGAUCGUAGAUUUUUUCCGAACUUGCCCUGGCUGCAGUUAUGAUCUGUGCCUGACUUGCUGCAAUGAGCUGCGCGAUGGUAGGCAGCCGGGAGGAGAAAUGGCUGUGUCAUCCAAGAAGCAAACAGCAGAAAGAGCGGAUAGAGAAGUUACUGAGAAGGACAGCUUUCCAGAUUGGAAAGCUAAUGCAGAUGGCAGUAUCUGCUGUCCUCCCAAGGAACGAGGUGGGUGUGGAUUAUCAUCCCCGCUGAAGCUGAACACACUGUUCGAACCUCAGUGGUUGUCCAAACUGGUGGCAGAUGCACAACAUAUUGUACGUAGUUCUGAUCAACCUGCCACUCCCGGGGAGGAAAACAAAACUUGCGAUUUUUGUGAUGAGGGGAAUAUAGAAAGCUCUUCGGAUGGUGGAACAAACGUGGAAGAGCGCCCAAGUCAACGUUUGGCCGCCCAGAGACCAACUGGCAGAGACAACUACAUCUACUGUCCAACAAUUAUGGAGGUCAAGGAGGAAGGAUUGGAGCACUUCCAAAGGCAUUGGAAACUCGGUGAGCCUGUCAUCGUACGGGAUGUACUCCAGUGUGCUACAGGUCUGAGUUGGGAGCCCAUGGUCAUGUGGAGAGCUUUCAGAGAAACCACUAAGGGCAGGUUCCAAGAUGAGAACAAAUCUGUAAAGGCCCUUGAUUGUUUGGAUUGGUGUGAGGUUGAGAUCAAUAUUCACCAGUUCUUCAGGGGAUACUCCGAAGGCAGGAUGCAUAGAAACCAGUGGCCGGAAAUGCUCAAAUUGAAAGAUUGGCCCCCCUCCAACUACUUCCAUGAACGUCUGCCUCGACAUGGAGUUGAAUUUAUAAGAGCUCUUCCAUUUCAGGAGUAUACUCACCCUAAAGGUGGACUGCUCAACUUGGCAAGCAAGCUGCCACCAGCUGCUCUGAAACCUGACCUGGGGCCGAAGACAUACAUUGCCUAUGGCACCAGACAAGAGCUCGGCAAGGGAGAUUCCGUGACAAAGUUGCACUGUGACAUGUCUGAUGCGGUCAAUGUCCUUACUCAUACAUCAGAAGUGAAACUCACGAGAAAGCAGGAAAACAUGAUCAAAGCUUUACGUGAGAGGGAGCAAAGAGGUCACGACAAACAGCUUCGAACACCAGCAGUUUGUGAAGUAGACUCAGGUUCUGCGGAGAUACCUGUACCCAAAGACUCAGAGACAGAAGAGUCACCUCUAAUCAAGGAUUCAGAGUCAGCAGAAAUGCCUAUGCCUAAGGAGUCUGGGACACGGGAUGUGUCUGUACCCAAGGACUCAGAGAUGAUCUCUCGCUCAGCAUCUCCAGACUCAGGUUCUCCAUCCCAUUGUGAACAGAAAGAGACUGAAAGAAGUUAUGAAGAUGGGGAAGAGCAGCUUGACGCACGGAAGGAGGAUGUGAAACAGGAACCCUCCCCUGAGUCUCCUCCAUAUGGUGGUGCUCUGUGGGAUAUUUUCAGGCGGGAAGAUGUUCCGAAACUGGAAGAAUAUGUAAGAAAGCAUCGAGAGGAGUUCAGGCAUCAUGGGAACAGACCUGUACCUCGGGUUCAACACCCUAUCCAUGACCAAACAUUUUACUUGGAUGAACAACACAAGAAGCAGUUGAAGGAGGAGUAUCAAAUCGAGGCGUGGACCUUUGAACAGCAUUAUGGAGAGGCGGUUUUUAUUCCGGCUGGAUGCCCUCAUCAAGUUAGGAACUUGAAGUCUUGUAUCAAGGUCGCUCUGGACUUCGUUUCACCUGAGAAUAUCCAAGAGUGUAUCGCUCUGACUGAGGAAUUCCGCCUGCUUCCUAAAGAUCAUCGUGCGAAAGAGGACAAGCUUGAGGUCAAAAAGAUGGUGUUACAUGCUUCUAAAGAAGCUUGUCGGGAGAUCAAGGACUACAAUCUGAAACAAAGCCUAAGAAGUGAGACAGAGGUGACCAGGGAGAUACAGCAUUCUACAAAUGGACUUGCCUCCGAGGAGGUUGGAUCUUGAUUAGGGACCAAGAUAGUGACUUGAAGAAGAGAUCUGCAUCAGUUCAUGACAUGAAAGUAGCAGAACUAUCGGACGAGGAGGCAGACGGAGGGGAAGAUGUGGAUAUGUACGAGUCUGACAGAGAGGAGAAUAUUGUGUACCAUGAUGUGCCGGUGGGGUUAGCUGAAUCGUAAACUUUGUCAACUAAUCGAGAAGCUGUGUAGAGAACUGUCUUCAGACAGUGGGACCAUGGAACUUGUUAAAUGUGGGCUCGUGUAUGCAGCAUGGAACCAUUCAGGAGGAUGAUGCUGCUGUAUUUUCUUCUUCCUGUUUUUUUUAAAAAAUGUUUUUUACGUGAGUUUCUUCCUAAACCUUGGGAUAAGUCGUUAUGAUAAUGCUUGAAGCGCAGAUACACUUAUCUGAACUGGAAGCAUGGUGGGAAUUAGUUCCAUAAACAUCGGAUGGUAAACCUUGUUCUUCAGAACAGGCUACUCUCUAUGGACAGGAAAGCCUUAUAGGACGUCUUUUGUGAAGGCCACACAAGAGAUUUGUUUUCUUCCUUAUAAGGCCUUUCUGGAACCUUGGAAGAAUGUUUCCAUUUGUACAGAGAAUUGGAGAAUGCUAUCACUUUAUUACUGUGUC
This is a messenger RNA of Marchantia polymorpha subsp. ruderalis, 5028 nucleotides long. Lineage: Eukaryota; Viridiplantae; Streptophyta; Marchantiopsida; Marchantiales; Marchantiaceae. The record is from the annotation of a GenBank genome assembly.